CUGGGGGCUGAGCUGGGUUGACACACGGGGCAGCCGGAGGCAUUGGAGUGGUCUGGGCUGGAGCUGAGCGAACACUGAGGGUGCUGAGCAGAGCCUGGGGGAACGGGCACGGGCAGGAUGGCAGUGGUGCCCCUCCGGCCUUGCAGAGCUUCUGUGCGCCUCCUGCCCCUGCUCUGUGGUGGGGCAAGGAGCAAAGGGGCCUCCCUGAGCCCAGGGGUGCCGGGCCGACUUACCCAGAGGCGCUACAAGAAGGACGUGCUGCCAUCCCCAGAGGAGCCCAUUCCUUCCGUGUCCAUCACUGAGAUCCGCCAGUACCUGCGGGCCCAGGGGAUCCCCUUCCACGACGGUUAUAGCUGCCUGCACACCCCCAGCCUCUUCAUAACUGGGCAGGAGGCUCAGCACCAGCCAUUGUCAGCCACCAGCGCCCCUUACACCCUCUUUAUUGACAAGACCACGGGCAGCUUCCUGUGCACGGCCACCCUGGCCGAGGGCACGUGGCAGGACUUCCAGGCCAACGUGGAGCUGCGGCACCGCGGCGUCCCCUUCCCCAGCUCGGGGGAGCCGGAGGAGGACAAUCGGGAGGACGCCCGCUGCAUCUGGGACCGGGCGCUUCCGCUCUGGGAGCUUUUGGAUGAGGAUGAGACCCACAUAACCAAGGCCAUGUUUGGUAUCUCCGUGGUGACGGACGCCACCCUGAAACGCUUUGGAGUACGUUACCUGAGGACCGCCAAGUCCUUGGUCUUCCCCUGGUUCAGCCCCCGUGACGCUUCUCUGAAGGGCCUGAAGCUCGUGGGGGUGGAGAACCAGGGAGACACGAUAGCUUACGUGGAACAGACUCUCCCCCGGCCAGGCUCCUACCGCAACCUCUUUGGGCUGCCCCUCAUCAGCCGCCGAGAUACAGAAGUGGUCUUAACUGGGCGGGAGCUGGACGCCGUGGCCCUGUACCAAGCUACGGGGGUGCCCAGCCUAUCCCUCCCGCGAGGGCCCACCUCCCUGCCGGCCACAAGUCCAUCAUUUCCUUCCGCCAGCUGCGGGAGGAGGUUUUUGGGGAGCUGGUCAAUGUGGAGCAAGUGGCUGGUGUCAGGGGGGCCCGGUUCCCUGAACUCAACAAACUCCUCAAAGGCCACCGCAAAGGGGAGCUCACUGUCUUCACAGGUGAGGGGUGAAGGGCUCGGGGGCAGGCAGGGUAGAAGGUUCUGUUUGGUGGCUUCGCCUUCCCGGAUCCACAGACGGGAGGAGGUUUUUGGGGAGCUGGUCAAUGUGGAGCAAGUGGCUGGUGUCAGGGGGGCCCGGUUCCCUGAACUCAACAAACUCCUCAAAGGCCACCGCAAAGGGGAGCUCACUGUCUUCACAGGCCCGACAGGCAGUGGAAAGACGACCUUUAUCAGCGAGUAUGCGCUGGACCUGUGCGUGCAGGGAGUGUGCACGCUGUGGGGCAGCUUUGAGAUCAGCAACGUCCGCCUGGCCAAGAUCAUGCUGACGCAGUUUGCGGCCCGGCGCCUGGAGGAGCAGCUGGAGCAGUACGACGAGUGGGCCGACCGCUUCGAGGACCUCCCGCUCUACUUCAUGACCUUCCAUGGCCAGCAGAACAUCAAGACUGUGAUCGACACGAUGCAGCACGCUGUGUACAUGUAUGACAUCACCCAUGUGGUCAUCGAUAAUCUCCAGUUCAUGAUGGGCCACGAUCAGCUCUCUGUGGACAGGCUCGCCGCCCAGGAUUACAUCGUCGGUGCCUUCCGCAAGUUCGCCACGGACAACACCUGCCACAUCACGCUGGUCAUCCACCCCCGCAAGGAGGAUGACGAGAAGGAACUGCAGACGGCGUCUAUCUUUGGCUCUGCCAAGGCCAGCCAGGAGGCAGACAACGUCCUCAUCCUGCAGGACAGGAAGCUGGUGACGGGGCCUGGGAAGCGGUACCUGCAGGUGUCCAAGAACCGUUUUGAUGGGGACGUGGGCGUCUUCCCCCUGGAGUUCAGCAAGGCCUCGCUCACCUUCUCCUCCGCUGGCAAAAGCAAGGUCAGGCUGAAGAAGAUGAGGGAGGAGAAGGCGCCUUUAUCCAAGAAAGCUCCAGCUGGAAGCACGGGGUCUUCCAAGAAGCCUUGAGUCUGGCUACUCCCUUCUUUGGUCUGUCAGGAGGAACUGGGACUGGUGCUAGCAGCAUGGGGCUGGGGUAUGCCAGCCCGUCUCCACCAGGAACGGCAAUAACGUGCUGCUGUUUGUCCUUUUUCCUCCUACGCAAAGAGGCCUCUUGGCUGCAAAAGCAAUCUCACUGGGAGAGAUGUGAGGGCCGUGGUGGGAGGACGAAUGGGAUCCUGCUGGAGAAGAGGAGCCUUUUUCUUGCUGUGCUGCCUCCCAACUGCCCAGGGAUGGAGAGCUGGGGGCGGUCCUGGCUCCCUGCAGGCUGCCGCUGGCGGAGGUGCUCCUGGUGCAGGGCAGAUGCUUUUCUGUGUCCUAGACAGAUGUUUUUGCAAAUUUUGGUCACUUGAUCUUGGUGCUGAGUGCUGAGAGCGUGGAGUGGGCCAUGGCUUGGGUGAGGGCCCAGGGGCAGUAACCUGUAGCCCUGGGGCUCUGGGCUUGGAGCAUUUUAUUAACGUGCUGCUAAACUUGUUGGGCCAAAAUUCUGGGCCAUCGUCGUGGACCCCACGAGAGGCCGCAUGGUGGGACUGCGGAGACCUCCUCCUGUCUCGGAUAGGGAUUUCAGGAGUGCUGUGCUCGGUCCUGACUGGGAUGGGGUCAGCAAGAGGGAGGUUGUAGAGGGAUGCUGAGGGAUACUGUGGAUGGCCCUUGGCCUGGGGUGCCUGGAGCUGGAUGGUCUCUGCUGGGAGCCUUGUGAAGCUCUGACAAAGGUGGGAGCUGCCACCCCCAUGGUGGUGGCGCCUGAGCAGUGAGGAUGGAAAUGUGGCAGGUUGAAGGCAGGGUUUGCUUCCUCUUCUGCUGGCCAGCAGGUGGGAUGUGCAGCUUGCCAGCUCUGCCUGCUCGACUACUGCCCUUUGCCCCAGGACGCCCUGGUCUACCCUGUCCUGUCUCUCCACUGUGGGCAUCACCAGCAGUAAAACCCCUGGGGGACCCCCCCCGGGCUUGGCUGGAGAGGGGUGCCAGCAUUCUGGGCCAGCGGCUUUGGGCAGCCCUGGAGCCAGGCGUGCGCUGUGGUCUCCCCUCCUCUUGGCCCUGCUUUCACCCAGGGCUUUGAAUGUGGCAGCAGUGGUCCAGAGACUUUUCAAGUCCAUCCCCAGGGACCCUCUUUCAAAGCGUUUAGUGGUGAACACUGUGACCUGGCUGGUCCUUGCCGUGGCAGGAAGAGUCCACGGUCGGAUCUUGGUCCAAUCCUUUUGUUUUCCUUUAUAGUUUUAUUAAAGCAGA
This is a messenger RNA of Struthio camelus australis, 3360 nucleotides long. RefSeq names its product twinkle mtDNA helicase (gene TWNK). The record is from RefSeq and is a predicted model, not a curated record. Gene Ontology annotation, cellular component: mitochondrion. Gene Ontology annotation, biological process: mitochondrial DNA replication. Gene Ontology annotation, molecular function: 5'-3' DNA helicase activity; single-stranded DNA binding; ATP binding. Lineage: Eukaryota; Metazoa; Chordata; Aves; Struthioniformes; Struthionidae.